GGCACUGGGGAUGAAAGGUCACGCACUGCGUUACUCACACUUACGUUAUUACAGUCACGUCUAAGUUUGCGUUUAUCGUGUCGUGCAGUGGAAAAGACAAUCAAUUCUGGCUAAGAAGCGAAAUGAACGACCUUGAGAGCAAAUUCGGCAAGUUGUUUUGCACGUGUGACACGUGCUCGAUGAGAAUGGUGCGCGAAAUCGAGAAAAGACUUCCGCCAGGACAGCUACCCCCAUACGUGGCCCAUGUGCCCCCCUCCCUGCCCCGUUAUUCCUAUCCCCAGCAACCGUCCCGCCAACCUCACUACCCCUCCCCUGACCACCCAUCAUCUUCUAACCCCUCCCCCGUAGUGCAACCAUCGCCAAACGUCCAUCCCCACAGUAGUGUACUUCAAAACCCUCCCAUCCCCUCCACUCCGGUUUCUCGCUCUGUUGCGGAUCCCCAGUUCCCGCCCCACAUACAGGUGUAUGGCAGGGAAGCCUAUCGAGUGUCGGCAGCCGAUCAGUUGCGGGCUUUGUCAAGAUCCCAUAGUCACGUGAUGCGUUCUUUGCCAACUGAAAGAAAAAACACCCAUCACCCGUACUUGAGGCAGGUAGUACGACCCCACACAUCACCCGUCCCACGCACGACGCAAGCGAACCUGAAAACCUCUGCUACGUCGAAGUAUGCAGAUGGUGAUGCCGGAGGAGUGGCAUACGACCAUGACAGGCUACCGCGAAUUGUUGCGGUGCAUUCUAUCAUUCACUAUUCCCCGAGUGGCGCAGCGAGCUCACAACCAGUCUACAUUAUUCGUGCACAUCCCUCCGAGCUGUCGCUGACCACUGAUACCGAGGCGCAGCAAAAUGCACAUCCGCUGACAAUAAAACUCAAGGCGCGGGAAGGCUUAGGCAAUCCGAACGUUGAUUGCAAGAGGGAACAGAGGCUUGGCGAUCAAGCCAACGUCAAACAAGAAAAAGUCAGCAUCUCCGGUUCAUGUGUCCACGCAUCUCAGCUCAUUCAACAUUCACAAACACUCGAAAGCAAGGACAGGGUAAAUACUGAGAUCGACCAGAAAACUGUCACGUACUUGAAAACAGAUUGCAACGAAGAUGGCAUGAAGAAAGACAAAACCAAAGACAAAGGCUCUUAUCGUAUUGGUGUUCAAAAACACACUCACAAGAGUCAUGCCAAACUCCAACAUCAGACUGAUGCGACUCCGCCAGCAGACAAAAGCAACGUCUUUGAUUCCUCUUGUGAGGGUAAAUGGAAAAAGGACGGUUCUUUGGUGAAAGAACCUCUAAACUCAAGAUUACGUGAGAGUAUUAAACCUGCAAACGACGACACUAUUCCUUCUGGCACGGACGAUAUUGAAUGUGAUAAUGAGAUGCCGAAUGAGGGGAACAAGAUACGAUUCUUCACCGGCGCGUGGCAUCCGGGACAUUCUGACGGUAGAUCUCAAGAGACUGGGACCAACAAUUCCGAGUCGCGAGGGACUGAAACAAGUGACUUAAAAUCUCAAGGCAAUAAUAUCAGCGAAAGCGAAUCACAGAAAAAAGGAGUCCGGAAAAAGAGCGUUAGAGAGAUGAGAAGUGCUUCCACCAAUACCAAAAAUCGCAGCCGAGCCUCUCGUAAACUGAGACCUAAAGCGAAAGAUAAUAUUACCAGGAGUCCCAAGCCGGCAAGUGAUGAAAUCGAUAAGAACUCCAAGGUUUCUGGAAGUAGCACGAACAUGAACAGCAGUAUAUGCAGUAAGGAGCCUCAAGAGAUUAAAGAAGUUCAGAAGACAGCCACGCCUGAUUCAGUUGUCAUGGCAACUGUCAACACGGACAGACAAGAUGUCGAGGUGGAGCUAGACGCUCCUAACAAAUCCCCUCAAGCAGGUAAUGGCUUCCAGGAAGAUGUUACCAUGGAAACGGAGAAUGUGACGUCACGAGUGUACCGUCUGUUGAAGCCCGAAAUCGAGGUUAAUGAGGAGGAGGGCAGGGUUUACCUGAAGUCGAGGACAUUUCGUUGGGAUCCUUACUCUAGAAUGUCAACGCUUAAAGCUCUGUUGCAGCGUAUGGAACAGCUGAAGAUACAGAUAGUGCAAGAAACGUGUGAGAUCAAGAAACGCGAGAAAUUGAGCAGGCUGGUCCUUCUUAGGAAGAAAGCCAUCGUCGUACAUGAAGAUGUAAAAGCAGCAAUAAAUAAACAUAAUGAAUCCGAGAAAAAUGCAAAGAAAUGUCCUGGUGACAAGCAGAAUAAAGGCGUGAUUAUUAGUAGCGUGACAGAAGAUCCACAAUGUUUGAAUGGUAAAAGGAAGCGUUUGACGCGUGACGUUGAUAGCGGGACGGAAGACAAGGAAUCGGGUCCUAGGACUGAGGUUUCUUCAGAGCCAAUUCCUCCCAAGAAGAAGAUGCUUCUUCAGGUUACUAUCGUUGAUGACGAUGACGCCGAUGAGACUAUGGUAGAGGUAGGCGCAAUCGAGAGGCUACACACAAACUCCUCGCCUGUCAAUCAAGGUCAAGUUAACACUGCCGUCGUCAAGCCUGAAGAUCACAGUUGUCAUGGUGAUGUUUCCCCAGUUUGCGACACUCCGCCAAUAAUUUCAAAACCUAUAUCGCUUGACCAAUCACCUGCGUACUCAGAUGCAAAGUCAUCGGAGCCCAUCGUGACAUCAGAAGAUGACGUCGGUGGUGAACCAGGCCACGCCUCCCAAAUGAGAGACUUGAAAAUUCACAACUUGUACGAGAAACAAAGAAAGCUUAUAGAGGCCGUGAAACGAAUCAGUCUUAGUAGGCUUAACGUAACUGAUGGUCACGUAACAAACCCCGUCACGCGUGACGCUUAGAGACCUAAACAGUGAAUUUUAAUCUCGUUCAAAGAAACACUCAUCUUAUUUUUAUGCCGUCAUUGUUACGUUGCUGUUACAGGAUUUUGAGUUUGGUAGUUUGAUUCUCAGACUGUUGUAUAAUAAAUGUGUAAGAGUUUACAAUAAACUCAACAAUUUCAAGUA
This is a messenger RNA of Nematostella vectensis (starlet sea anemone), 2972 nucleotides long. RefSeq lists its product as uncharacterized. NCBI's taxonomy places the organism in Eukaryota, Metazoa, Cnidaria, Anthozoa, Actiniaria, Edwardsiidae. The record is from RefSeq and is a predicted model, not a curated record. Bases 123 to 2807 code for a protein of 894 amino acids. The transcript has 6 exons.